Molecule: messenger RNA, 870 nt
Organism: Cucurbita maxima (winter squash)
Lineage: Eukaryota; Viridiplantae; Streptophyta; Magnoliopsida; Cucurbitales; Cucurbitaceae
Exons: 1
Coding region: 1-870 (289 amino acids)
Source: RefSeq, a predicted model, not a curated record
AUGGCUUCCAUAAGCUUAGAAGAGCUUCACCUCUACCACGCCAUUGAUAGAGAGCUAUUCUCCCGUUUGCUGAUCAACCUCUCACUAGACCCAGCCCAGUCUCUUCUAAUCAUUUCCCUUUGGCUAUGGCUCGAAGAACAGGGCUUCACCAAUUUCAUUUUCAAAAUCAUCCCUUUCCCCGACCACUUCAUCAAUUCCUUAGCUAAUGAAGCUCUUUUCUGUCUCAACUCCCUCGAUUUCGAUUCCCGACACGGUGGUGGGCCCCGCCCCACUCUCCUUCCGCCUGUCUUUCCGGCCACCUCCUUGGUGGCCGGAACAGAAAUCUCAAUUGUGUUGUUCAUACGAAACCGGUUCAGAGCAAUCAGUGGAGUCAAGUACUUUCUCACCAAUGUCUGUUCUCGGGUUUUUACCGACAUUUUGGAGACUGUGUUGGGAAGAACCGAUUCUCAAUCAGAUGCAGCUUUAGUGAUUAAUGGGUUUCCACAUCCGGUUUUUGGUUCGAUCAGAAUUGUUCCCAAAUGCUUGGACCAUACUUUUCCGACCGGUCGGUUAUGGGAGUGGCGAAUGUCGGACGGCGGCAUAGUGGAGGACGACCGGACUCUGUUUCUGACAUUUUCGCGGGGGUUUCCAGUGACGACGGAGGAAAUAAAGGGGGUUUUUACAGAGGCGUUUGGGGAUUGCGUUGUGGGUAUUCAGAUGGAGUUAGUUCCGGUCGGCGAGCAGCCGCUGUACGCUCGAAUGGUGAUGAGUUCGGUGGUGGCGGUGGAUCGGAUCCUCGACGGGAAGCGAAUUGCUAAGUUUCGUACUAAUGGUAAGCAUAUUUGGGCUCGGAAAUAUGAACGGAGAUCGGAAUUAUUGACCGGAAAGUGA